This is a messenger RNA of Botrytis sinoallii, 1887 nucleotides long. RefSeq lists its product as uncharacterized. The transcript has 6 exons. The coding region runs from base 1 to 1887 and encodes 628 amino acids. The record is from RefSeq and is a predicted model, not a curated record. Lineage: Eukaryota; Fungi; Ascomycota; Leotiomycetes; Helotiales; Sclerotiniaceae.
AUGUGCCAUAUCGACAGUGCCGAUGGUCAGAUUGCGGAUCUGGAUGCGAAUCCCUUGGUGACAAUUUCCUUCCCAUUAAACGCGCGAUUGGCGAGGGAGAUGGCAAAUCCGGGCACCCAGAAGGCGAAGACAUACAAGACUCGAGUUACUGUGGCUCAGCAUCCUUACUCCGUAAAUUCUGCUGCCCCACAGAACUUUCCAUGCCUACAUGUGCACAUUUUUUUUUUCAACAACGGGAAAUGUAAUGCUGAUAAUACCAACAGCUGUACCGAUAUGGAUAAAGGUUAUGUUGAGGUUGGCAGCAUUAACAGCUUCUGCAACACUCGAAAAAAAGGUGGCUACGAGCAGAUUUGCUGCACAACUGAUACACCGUCUAUGAAACUGUAUAGUCAAAAUUUUAACGGUUGUCCUACCGACAAUUAUAAUGUCAGGGUUGCAGAUUCAAUUAAAGGAAGUGGUGGUACUUACUGUGGACUUGAACCAGUUCCGUUCAGAUUGCAAGAUGCACCUUUGAUAUAUCAAAGUCGUGUUUAUUGUAGUAAUACUGGGACUGGAAACGGCAGCUGGGGCGAAUGCAACGUUUAUAAAAAUCAUGGCUCAACACCACCAGGGCGAUCUCGUGGAUGGUGUCAAUCUGGUUGCCCUAUCGGCCAGAUUAGAGUGGCAAUGGAAGAUCCGUCCUCAUGUCAGGAUAAUGGAGGAGCCAUAGUGACGUGUUGUGAGGGGGACUACUCUUAUGAAAAAUCACAGGUAGUGAUCAGUGAGCUACUGAAGAAAUAUCAAGACGCAGCAAAGGAUUUCGUAGGAUCCUAUCAGGAAGAAUGUUCUGCAUUCCUUGCUUCAAAUGCAAAUGGAGAUGGCUUGAACCUUGGAUCCUCUGUGUUUAACCUUGAUUCAAGAAGCACAAAAGGCUUUAGCUCAGUGGAGACAAUGGUUUUACUCCUUUACACACUCCUCAAUGAUCCUAUAGAUGGGAAUACUAUGCUUAGGGCCGAACGUGAACUCUGGGAACUCACCAUGCAAUUCUUAGGGCUGCAAAAUCUUGGUCUCACACCAGUCCCAUGCAACGCAGAAAAGAUCAACAACGUGAUUGGUGCUGCCUCGAAUAAUGGUAGCGGAUUGUUGACUGAAGAAUGUGCUAUUUUCACUAUUCCAUGCUUAGACCCAGAUUUCUUCUACACCGAUCCAAACUCAAAGUACGAUUACGCUGCUUCUCAAGCAAGCGGGAAUCCGAUAGAUUCCUGUGAGCCUAGUAGGAAAAACCCUAAUUUCUCAGGAAAUGAUGAAACACUCCAUCAAUUAGGGAAACGAGAUGGGGCUCCAAGAGAGUAUUCCAUAAAUCUUGGGACUGAUGUGCGUGGAAAUCCGCGGCUAAUUUUCAUCUGGUCCUUUCAAUAUCCAAGUGGUCAGAACGGUCAGACUUUCGUCGAAAUCACUCGCAAUGUAGACAGAUAUAGCUUAAACAAUCCUGAAGAUUGCACUGAUGCAUCUUAUGCCCCAACUGCUGACCUUGAAGACACACCAGCUUGGGUUGUUGAGCAUAUUUUUGAAUUGCAAACACCAUCUAGAUUGCUAGAAUUUAUGGUCCAUGGGAUCCUAACUCAAGUUGUCACCGGAGGCGUCACCGUACCUGAAUAUAGGACCCAGAGAAUCCUCAUGGAUCCCGAUAUAUUGGAAAAAUAUUUCCAAAAACCAUAUCAAACUUGGGAUAGGGUAACUGAGGGCUUAAAGGGUCGACCUGAUGCAAAUCUCAUGCACUGCUUGGGGGCAAAAGAUAAUACGAAGAAUAUCCGUUUGAUGAAUGCUGCUGGAAAUACAAUAAAAUCAAGAGUAAUUUUAAACUCUCAUUUCUUUAUAAUCGCGCUGACAAAUAUGAAUAAAUCCUAG